Calidris pugnax (ruff) is the source of this 2445-nucleotide messenger RNA. RefSeq names its product zinc finger and BTB domain-containing protein 46-like. Gene Ontology annotation, molecular function: protein binding; DNA-binding transcription factor activity, RNA polymerase II-specific; RNA polymerase II cis-regulatory region sequence-specific DNA binding. The coding region runs from base 85 to 2445 and encodes 786 amino acids. The transcript has 10 exons. Gene Ontology annotation, biological process: regulation of transcription by RNA polymerase II. NCBI's taxonomy places the organism in Eukaryota, Metazoa, Chordata, Aves, Charadriiformes, Scolopacidae. The record is from RefSeq and is a predicted model, not a curated record.
ACGUCUUUCUCCUGCAAGAGUUCACCCCAGUGCUGUUGGAAGGUCGCGGGACAGUGCACUACCUGUGCUGCCCUAGGGCUGUUGAUGUCCUCAGCUGUUGUAGGAGAAACACCAGACCUGGAACCCAGUUUGUUACUGGACUUGUGGAAGAGGAAACACAAAGAUUUCCAAAUGAAUAACCGAAAGGAAGAUAUGGAGAUCGCUUCCCACUACCGUCAUCUGCUGCGUGAGCUUAACGAGCAGAGGCAACACGGCAUCCUCUGCGACGUCUGCAUUAUCGUGGAGGGCAAGAUAUUCAAGGCUCACAAAAACGUUCUGCUGGGGAGCAGUCGCUACUUCAAAACGCUCUACUGCCAGGUCCAGAAAACCUCCGACCAGGCCACCGUCACCCAUUUGGACAUCGUAACUGCACAGGGCUUCAAAGCCAUCAUUGACUUCAUGUAUUCCGCGCACCUCGCGCUGACCAGCAGGAACGUCAUCGAGGUGAUGUCGGCCGCGAGCUAUCUGCAGAUGACGGAUAUCGUACAGGCCUGCCACAAUUUCAUAAAAGCAGCUCUCGACAUCAGCAUCAAGUCUGAUGCCUCGGACGACCUCGUCGAUUAUGAACUGGGAGCCCCUUCCAGCAGCAGCACGGACGCGUUGAUCUCGGCGGUGGUAGCUGGCAGGAGUAUAUCGCCCUGGCUGGCGCGGAGAACGAGCCCGGCAAACUCUUCUGGAGAUUCAGCCAUCGCCAGCUGCCACGAAGGAGGGAGUAGUUAUGGAAAAGAGGAUCAAGAACCAAAAGCGGAGAGCCACGAAGACAUUUCAUCCCAGUCUCUUUGGACUAGUGACAUGGGCUAUGGGUCUUUACGUAUCAAAGAGGAACAGGUUUCGCCGUCGCAUUAUGGAGGGAGUGAACUACAUUCUGCCAAGGAUAGUGCAAUACAGAAUGCCUUCUCAGAACAAGGAGUAGGGGAUGGCUGGCAGCCCACCGGGCGCAGGAAGAACAGGAAAAAUAAAGAAACUGUGCGGCAUAUUACACAGCAGGUGGAGGAUGACAGCAGGGCAAGUUCUCCAAUGCCCUCUUUUUUGCCUGCCUCAGGAUGGCCGUACAGCAGUCGAGACCCAAGUGCUGAUGUGACAGUGACAGAGCCCAGCAGCUCUGACAGCAGAGUGGAGCGGCCGGACCCCUACGUGAGCGUGGAGGAAGCCCUCCUCGGGGGGGAAGCCAGCUACAUCUCCCAGCCCCUCACCCCGGAGAAGGAGGACGCCCUCCAAGCUGCCACCGUGGCCAACCUGCGCGCGGCUCUCAUGAGUAAGAACAGUUUGCUGUCUCUGAAGGCCGACAUGCUGGGAGAGGAUAGUUCUCUGCUCUUUGAGUACUUGCCCAAAGGCACGCAUUCGCUCUCUCGGCCUGGCACCAACUUGAAUCGUUCAAGGGGCGAAUGUGAUGGCAAAGUGGAAGCACCAUCUCCCCCGCUGCCUUCUUCACACCUUGCCUCUCAGAGCCCCCCCGAGGUCUGCUCUGCUGGUGAAAUGUCACCAGAACCCAUGAUAAAAGGAGAGGUGCCUUCCUCAACCCAGGCCGCUUACGAUGGAUUUUUAGCACUUUGGCAGUUUGAUAACUCAGAUUCGGAUACGAGUUUCUCGAGAUCUGAAGACACAGAUAUACACCCGGAUGGCCAGUUCCUGGACUCAGCCCUGGCCAGGAGGUUGAGCUGUGCUUUCUGCGGGAGGCUUUUCCCCUGCACUGAGGAGCUGAAGGAGCACAUCCAUGAACAUGCUCUCUCCAUGCUUCUCCCCUGGGACUUGGUUGGCUGCUCCCGGCCCGAGGGCGUCCCUCCCGGCCAGCUCGCCCGCUUCCACUGCUCCAAAUGUCCCGCCAGCUUCACUCUGAAAUCCAACAUGGACCGGCACGAAAAGACCAUCCACUUCAACUUCAACGAGUUCACAGUCAUCAGGAAGAAGUUCAAGUGCCCGUACUGCAGUUUUUCGGCCAUGCAUCAGUGCAUCCUGAAGAGACACAUGCGAUCCCACACGGGAGAGAGGCCCUAUCCCUGCGAGAUCUGCGGGAAGAAGUUCACCCGCCGGGAGCACAUGAAGCGACACACCUUGGCCUUUCAGCCCUGUAAAGUGAAGGGACGGGUAUGGACAGAAAACGAGAGGAGGCAUCCCGUCAUUCCAGAAAUGAUGGGCUCGGUGAGGUGGUCUGACCUGCGUGUCCUGCUGGCCCUGCUCUGCACGUGCGGGCUGUUCGUGGUGUCGGUCAACGAGUUCACAGUCAUCAGGAAGAAGUUCAAGUGCCCGUACUGCAGUUUUUCGGCCAUGCAUCAGUGCAUCCUGAAGAGACACAUGCGAUCCCACACGGGAGAGAGGCCCUAUCCCUGCGAGAUCUGCGGGAAGAAGUUCACCCGCCGGGAGCACAUGAAGCGACACACCUUGGUAAGGGAGGGGGUUAAGAGGUGA